Molecule: messenger RNA, 4725 nt
Organism: Trichechus manatus latirostris (Florida manatee)
Lineage: Eukaryota; Metazoa; Chordata; Mammalia; Sirenia; Trichechidae
Gene: APH1B
Product: aph-1 homolog B, gamma-secretase subunit
Exons: 6
Coding region: 91-864 (257 amino acids)
Biological process (GO): protein processing; positive regulation of catalytic activity; Notch receptor processing
Cellular component (GO): gamma-secretase complex; endoplasmic reticulum; membrane
Molecular function (GO): protein-macromolecule adaptor activity
Source: RefSeq, a predicted model, not a curated record
CGCGCACGGCCGCGUCCCGCGCACGGCUCUGACCGCGCCCGCGCAUCUCUCAUCCCCAGCUGGGCGCCUGUGUCCGCUUCCGUGGUCGCCAUGACGGCGGCCGUGUUCUUCGGCUGCGCCUUCAUUGCCUUCGGGCCUGCGUUCGCCCUCUACAUCUUCACCAUCGCCACCGAGCCGCUGCGCAUCAUCUUUCUCAUCGCCGGAGCUUUCUUCUGGUUAGUGUCUCUGCUGCUUUCCUCCCUUGUUUGGUUCGUGGCGGGGACCACUGUUGGCCACAAAGAUGGACCAGUACAGAAAUACCUGCUCAUCUUCGGGGUGCUGGUCUCAGUCCUUAUCCAAGAAGCCUUCCGGUUAGCAUAUUACAAGCUAUUAAAAAAAGCCAACGAGGGUUUGAAGGCUAUCAACCCAGAGGAGACAGCACCAUCUAUGCGAUUGCUGGCUUAUGUUUCUGGCUUGGGCUUUGGAAUCAUGAGUGGAGUGUUUUCCUUUGUGAAUACCCUGUCCGACUCCCUCGGGCCAGGCACGGUGGGCAUCCAUGGAGAUUCCCCCCAGUUCUUUCUUCAUUCAGCUUUCAUGACGCUAGUUAUCAUUCUGCUGCACAUCUUCUGGGGCAUUGUGUUUUUUGAUGGCUGUGAGAAGAAAAGGUGGCACACCCUUCUUGUCGUCCUCCUGACCCAUCUGCUCGUGUCAGCCCUGACUUUCAUCAGUCCUCAUUACGGGAUAAACCUGGCAUCAGCGUACACGGCCAUGGUGCUCAUGGGCGUCUGGGCGUUCUUCGUUGCUGGAGGCUCCUGCCGAACCCUGAAGCUCUGCCUGCUCUGCCAGGACAAGGACUUCCUUCUUUUCAGCCAGCGCUCCAGAUAAUCUCCGGGGGGCAGCACCUCCCAGGCAGCAGGCUGCGUCUUCACAGGAAGCACAACUGUGCCUUUUUCUAAAAGUCCCAUUUCCUGGUGGAAUUUAGAAAAAAACAUAACCGUCUAGAUAUGAGCCCCCCUCAAGUGGCUUUCAUGCCACAGCUGUCCCCAAGGGAUAGAUCAGUGGUGUGCAUCCCACUGCACAUUAGAACCACCUGGGAGCAUAAAGAGGGCUACACCCUCCAGAUUGACUUGGCAAGGGCAUUUGGUGUUUUUUUAAAAGCUUCCCAAGUGAUUGUGAUGUGCAGUUAAGUUGAGAACCACCAGUGUCGGUGAGUGGAACUACAGAGAAUGCCAUAUGGAAGCCAGAAUCAGGAGUUCAGCUGCCUCCUGAUAGGGGCUGGGCAAGCAAACACCCGAAUGUCGAAUUCUGGUGAGUCUCUAUCUUGUCACGUUCUGAAGUCACAGAAGGCUAAAGGGCUAUCAUCUCUGAUCUGCCAUCAUCUGUCAACUGGCACCCUGUUGUGUGAGAACAUGGUGGGCUGUGCUUCUAAAUGUGCUGUCUGUCCUACAGCAACUUAGCCAGAGUAAGCUACUGAUUAAUAAGCUGUAUGUCUCUGAAGUUUUUGCCAUUCUAGAUUGUUCUUUUUGAGGCAUUACAUUGAGCAUAGGUUCAGUUUCUUUAACUAAGAAACUAUUGCUUUCUGAUUCCCUGGGAAGGCGAUACAGGAUCCAGCUUAUUUUGUGCAAAGUCUUCGCUCCGUUUAAGGUUUUUCAUGUCUCUGCCCAAAGGCCAUUGGCUGCAGUGCUUAACAUUGGCAUGCUCAUUGCUGGGCUAGUGGAGGUGGAGCCCAGCGUUUUACUUCAGUGAUGUGUUGGGAGCUGAGUGAUGUGCUCGGGACAGGCUUCCCUGGAGUUGGUGGGUGCGUAACCCAAAGCUGGAGGAAAGCAAGCCACCAGGGUAGUGUUGAAACUUCUGUUUUGCUCCUGUGAUGCUAUAUUAAACAACACUUUCCCCCAAAAUGGAUCAGUGUAAAAUUGAAAAUAUAUUUUAAAUUGCCAAGUUUAUGCUUUUACAUAAUACAUAUAAUCUUUAGAUCUAGUAAAUUUCUAUGGGUUUUGGUAGCAAAUACAGCAUUCCUGUUACAGGAAGACCCAAGGUGUUCAUUCAGCUUCUAAACAGCCCUCUUGGUUUCCUCUAUAAAGAAGAAAAGCCAGUGAGUUGUACCUGUACCAGCUAGAAAUUGUUCUCAGUGGAUGGCUUUGGGGGAGCUGGUAGUGUGAAAUGAAAAUUACCAUCACAUUAAAGCCAUCCAUCAACGAGUCCCAUGUGCACAGUAGAGCGUCCAGAAGAAAUAGGAGCAGCAACGAGAGGGCUUAGUAGUGAUGACGACAGAUGGGUGAAUUUUGAUUGAUGAGCAAAUUCAGAACAGAAACGUGGCCAGUAUUUUGGGCUGGCCACAUGCCAUUCCAGGGACCAGAACCUUACAUGUGAACUAGACCUUUAUCAAUGAGCAACAUUCCCCCUUCUCCCCAGGGUCUAAAUUAUUAGAAUAUCUCAAUCUAGAGAUUUAGCAGGAGAAGGGCUUCUAGCAGGGUUGUAAACAGUUUCAUAGACAAUUAUAGUUAUUCCCCUGAAGACACUAAAGAGUGGAAUUUACCAUGCAGAGUUAAGGGGAGGGGAAUAAGAUACUCAUUGGACUGGAGUUUAUUCUUAUCAGACCAUGGUGUUCUUUGAUGAGUAGAAUAAAUGUAUAUGUAUACAUAUGUCUGGUUAUUACUACUGACUUACAAAUGGAUAGUUUGAUGAAAUUUUUGUGGGAAAAUUUGGAAAGUAUAGAACAUCUGAGAACAUUAAUAUUACGUAUUUGAGCUCUGAGGGUGGCUUCUGCCCAUUAAUAGCUUAAUAUGAAGUACAGAAGCUGGGCUGUUGGAAAAGCUCAUUUAUAAAAACUUCUUAGGUGAGAAGAAACUUUGCUUUGGCGGCAAGACUUGUCCUAGUUCCAGGGCUCAUUUGCUAACCCAUGAUUGGCCGUGAGCAGACGAGCUCUGUAACUGCAGUCUCUCCUGGAUGGUGAGCAGCAUCCGUCCGCUCAGGACUGCUGUUUCGCACAGCCUUGCUUUGCCUCCUGCCAGGGAAGCCCAGGGAGAGGUGUGGUUGUCCUCCAUUGCUGUCUGUGUCUUAAGAUGCCCUUUUUUUUUUGGCGUUUGUUAUCUAUAAUGAGCUUUCUGAGCCCUGCUAGUGUUUGGUGAGGAGAAGAUGGUGGAGAUGUUGUAUGCUGCCCAGGAUUUUCUCAGUUUGGAGGGAAGUGUGGAUGUACUUGAAGUUGACCUUGGAAUCGUGAGUACCGUUGCAGUGCUUACACGUGUUGCCCUGUGAAUGAUAGAGAUGAAUUUUGCUGCUGUCCAAAAAAAGCUAUGUCUCUUUCUUUUUCUGUAUUCAUUCUUAACUCAUGGAGUGAGUAGUUCUAACUGGAGAAGUUUUGUGACUCUGCCCUGGCCUUCUGACGGGCAGCAGUCUCUUUUAGAGCAUCUUGAUGACAGUAAUGGCAGAAAGGAAUGCAUGAUGGUGCUUGCCAAUGGCAGAGAAUUUAGCUUGUGUUCCCGAGGUGAAUACGUUUAUUCUCAAGCACAUUUUAAUGCUUGCUUGGAGUGUCAGAGUCCCACCUGAAAUGCUACGCGUUCUUUUCCAUGGAGUUGAAGCAGUAUAUGCGGUGGCGACACAAGCUUCCUCCCACCUAGGGCUCCUCCCCCUCCUGUCUGCCUGGCCCCAGGCUGGGGAUGAGCAGUCAGCGUGGGCCCUCAGGGAAGCCCCGCUGGCUGAGCAGCAAGAGUGGCAGCCGGCCUCCCGGGAAGAGUCCCCGCGAGAGGGCCGGUUUCUGUCGGCCAUGUUCCACCUGGGCCCCUCCAUCCCCCGCUCCAGGGCGAUGCCGCAACAGAGCAAUUUUGCAGUGCUUUGCUUAGAGUGUUUUGUUUAUGAUUGCAGUGUUUACAGUUCUCAUUUAGUAAUUAAUUAUAUAAUGCAACAAUUAUUUUAUAAUAAUUUAAAAAGUAAUACUUCAUUCUAUUAAAAUGUAAUGUUUAGAGAGGUGGGCACUAUCUUGGUAAAAUAUGUAACAUUUGUGUGAGUUACACUGUAUGUCACGCGUACUUCAGUGUCAGACUUUGCAUUCUGUACAGAAUGCAACAGAAUCUUUCCAGACGGGUAGUUUUCAGUGAACAAUAAAAAGCUUGACUGGCAGCACCGUUGCCAUGUUUCCUUUUUGGAAUGCGCGUGCUUCAGUGUCUGUUACUCCCACGGUUUUUGUCUCGGAAAACCUGGCUGAACAUUCUGUUUGUUAUGAUUGAUCAGUUCUGAGUCCUUUUUCAAACAGAAAAUCUUUGAUAUCUGACUUAUAACUCGUGAGGUACGUUUCAUUUCUAUUUGUUAAGAGCCAGUUUGUGCAGAAAAGUUCCGUCAGGUGUCUUAAACCAAGUAGAAGAGAUCCUGGUACCUCACUUUGCAAGAUCUCUGAAGUAAUUAGAAAAUAGUGAGUUUGUAAAACAGCAUCUAGUAGUGGCUGAGGCUGGCCAUCUCUUGAGGAGGAGCGUAUGGUUUCCUUUCCACGCAGUGACACUGAGUGGCCUUUUGUACUUCCUCCCCCGUGAGGUGACAGUACAGCAGACGGCCUGAGCUUGGUCUUCGCCAGCAGACAGGAUACGUAGGGAAUCAUUGUAACCUGAAACUCAAAACCCUGUGCUGCUCUGCUGAGAACUAUCUAUAUGGGAUCAAAUUGAUAACAGCAACUCGAAAGAUUGGACGGGAACCUUAGGGGGCAGUGAGUUUAUGUUAAUGGGGGAGGAACAACUCAGAAAAGGAGGGUGAGGAUGG